AUGAUAUAUCGGUUUUAUUAUCGAUCAUGUAAGGAUAUUUAUCAACCGACAUAUAGGUUUCGAAAUGAUGUGUAUGUACCAACAUCUAGGGUUAGUGCGAGAACAUUAUCAGCUGUGUCAGAAGUUGAGUUGAACAAAAUUUUUGCGUCAAAAUCAGAAUUGCAUCCACAAAUGAGUUUGUUGGCUUUGAAGAAUAAUUACGAAUACAAAGUGGUCAAGUUAACUAAGAAGGUAGUGUACGCAAAAUGUAAGCACGGUAAUUGUAAAUGGCGGUUGAGGGAAGCCAUGCUUGGCACUUUUUUUGGUUGGACAAUUAGGAAAUAUGUAAAUACUCAUUCAUGUUCAUCUUCAAUAAUGCGUCGCGAUCAUUGUCAGAUGAAGAGCAGAAUAAUUGGUUGUUAUAUAAAAACCAAUUUCAAGGAUGUUAAACGUAUUUAUAAGCCUAAGAACAUUGUUGACGAUAUUCGCAAGCACUUUGGGGUCAACAUAAGUUAUGAUAAGGCAUGGAAAUCGCGGGAAAAGGCUUUAGACAUGAUCAAGGAGGGUGCGAAGGAAUCAUUCCAGUUGCUUCCAUCUUAUUUAUACAUGUUGAAGUUGAAUAACCUCAGGACUAUUGUAGAAUUCAAGAGAAACAGUGGAAACAGAUUCAAGUACCUUUUUAUGGGCAUUGGUGCAUGCCUUGCCAGAUUUCGUAGCAAGAUGCAGCCCGUAAUUGCAGUGGACGCUUGUUUCCUUAAGGACAAGUAUCUUGGUAGUUUGUUUGUUGGCACGUGCAAAGAUGGUAACAAUCAUGUUUAUCUUAUAGCGUGGGGAGUCGGAGAUGAGAAUGGUUCAUGGGAAUGA
Molecule: messenger RNA, 843 nt
Organism: Diospyros lotus (date-plum)
Lineage: Eukaryota; Viridiplantae; Streptophyta; Magnoliopsida; Ericales; Ebenaceae
Exons: 1
Coding region: 1-843 (280 amino acids)
Source: RefSeq, a predicted model, not a curated record